AUGGGCGGCACCAUUGGACUGAUGAAGAAGCUCCAAGAGCUCGAUCUCACUGAAAUCAAGUGUGAAAAUCUGACGGAAGUACUCGUCGAUAUAGAUCAACUAUCAUCUCUAACGAUCUUGAAAACAAUCAGAGCCAACCAGGAUCCCGACGAUUCGUCGUCCCUAAGAAAAAGGAACGACGAGGAAGAGCUGUCGUUAGCUAGGGUUCCCACGACCCUCAAGGCGUUGCACACAUCUUCUAAGUUUGUUAAUCUCUCGGAGUUGUUGGAGUUGCAGGAAAUAACGGUCGAGGAUUGUGAUUACGGGCUGCAAAUCCCUCCCGCCGACCAGAAUAAUGCGUGGUGGGAGGAAUCCAAAUUGGAGGUUGUUUCGCUUACAAGGACCAAGAUAGUCGUCGCUAAAACGAGCACGACGAAACUUCCAACGUCGCUAACUAGCGACAAUCCGAAAUACGGUGGCCUAAAGAAUGACUCCUCUGUAAAGGAGUUGUGCGUUCGCCUUUCCGAGUUGAACUCCCUGGAGCAGUUACAACUCGUUUUGUGCACGUCGCUUGAGAGGUUGAUAUUGCAUGCGGCUGGUUUCAAGCGACUCAAGGAGCUGGAUAUUCGAGGAUGCAAAAACUUGGCACCUCGUGACCUCUCUGCUCUUGGGGCGGAACUGCUCAAUGUAAACAUCAGAUGGCCGGAUGAGGAAUGCAUACGCUACGGAGAAGGGCCGUCGUUUUUUAUGGAUGAUCCUCUUGAGUCGAUGUGCACAAUGCAGUAG
Messenger RNA from Linum tenue, 765 nucleotides. The record is from the annotation of a GenBank genome assembly. NCBI's taxonomy places the organism in Eukaryota, Viridiplantae, Streptophyta, Magnoliopsida, Malpighiales, Linaceae.